Diplodia corticola is the source of this 1353-nucleotide messenger RNA. RefSeq names its product stomatin family protein. The transcript has 2 exons. The record is from RefSeq and is a predicted model, not a curated record. Lineage: Eukaryota; Fungi; Ascomycota; Dothideomycetes; Botryosphaeriales; Botryosphaeriaceae. The coding region runs from base 1 to 1353 and encodes 450 amino acids. Gene Ontology annotation, cellular component: membrane.
AUGGCUCCCGCCGCCUCCGCACCGGGCGUGGCUCGCGUCGCCAUGCUGCGCGCCGCCGCCGCCGCUCGCCCGCAACCUCCGCCACGCGCCCUCCUCGCCGCCGCCUCCCCCGCCGCCAGCGCGUCUCGAACCUUCACGAACUUCCCGCAAUCCUCCAACUCCCUCUCAGGCAACCACUCUUCGUCGUCGUCGUCCUCCUCCUCGCCGCCCAGCAUCUUCGGCCUCCCCAGCCCCGGCGGCAGCCCGACGUCGUACUUCCAGCGGGCGCCGGCGCUGCCGGCCAACACGAUCGUGCGGUUCGUGCCGCAGCAGACGGCGUGGAUCGUGGAGCGCAUGGGCAAGUUCAACCGGAUACUGCAGCCCGGGCUGGCGGUGCUGAUCCCGUUCCUGGACCGCAUCGCGUACGUCAAGAGCUUGAAGGAGGCGGCGAUUGAGAUUCCGAGCCAGAGCGCCAUCACGGCGGACAACGUGACGUUGGAGCUGGACGGGGUGUUGUAUACGCGGGUGUUUGAUGCGUAUAAGGCUAGUUACGGAGUCGAGGACGCCGAGUACGCCAUCUCGCAGCUGGCGCAGACGACGAUGCGGUCGGAGAUCGGGCAGCUGACGCUGGACCACGUGCUGAAGGAGCGCGCGAACCUGAACGCCAACAUCACGGCGGCCAUCAACGAGGCGGCGCAGGACUGGGGCGUGACGUGCCUGCGGUACGAGAUCCGCGACAUCCACGCGCCGGGCCCGGUGGUCGAGGCCAUGCACCGGCAGGUCACGGCGGAGCGCAGCAAGCGCGCCGAGAUCCUCGAGUCGGAGGGCCAGCGCCAGAGCGCCAUCAACAUCGCCGAGGGCCGCAAGCAGAGCGUCAUCCUCGCGUCCGAGGCGCUGCGGUCCGAGCAGAUCAACAUGGCGAGCGGAGAGGCCGAGGCGAUCCUGCUCAAGGCCAAGGCCACGGCCGCCGGCAUCGACGCGGUGGCCCGGUCCGUCGAGCUGGGCGGGCGCAACGCGCAGAGCGCCGUCAGCCUCAGGGUCGCGGAGCAGUACGUCGACGCCUUCGCCAAGCUGGCCAAGGAGGGCACGUCGGUCGUCGUGCCGGGCAAUGUGGGCGACAUUGGCGGCAUGAUCGCCACGGCCAUGUCGGUGUACGGCAAGGUUUCGGAGGGCCAGGCGAGGAACACGGCGGCCAGGAUGCUGGGCGCCGGUGGUGAGGGCAACAACAACAAGCAGCAGCAACAGCAGCACGACUCGGCUGGCUCGCAGCGCGCGAGGGAGGUCGAGAGGGAGGCGCAGGAGCUUGGGGAGCAGGCGGAUGAUGUGCAGAGGAGUGUGUUGGAGAGCUUCGAGAACACGACGCAGAAGAGAUAG